Messenger RNA from Cyanidioschyzon merolae strain 10D, 1635 nucleotides. RefSeq lists its product as hypothetical. The record is from RefSeq and is a predicted model, not a curated record. The coding region runs from base 1 to 1635 and encodes 544 amino acids. NCBI's taxonomy places the organism in Eukaryota, Rhodophyta, Bangiophyceae, Cyanidiales, Cyanidiaceae. The transcript has a single exon.
AUGCCCACCAGCGAUGCUGCUGUGUGCUCAGGCGGCACCCUCAAACUUCUCACAAUGGAUUCCGCUACCCACGCUUGGAUCUCAAUAGAGCGCUAUGAGCUUGUGAAGCGCAUCUAUUCUGGAACUCGCGAUGGAGCGACUUCAGCCUGUCUUCCCUCUGAUAAAACUGAGGAGGCUGUAGAAAACGACGAGAACACCUGCCCCGCAGUUCUGCCCUGGCAAAACCAAGCAGCUGCGUUGCACGCGUUGCGCUCACUGUUAGAGCGCACCCUACUUGUCGGCGAUAGUAGUGCACGACUGGCGAACCAGAACGCAGCACUAGAGUUCUGUGAGAUUGUAUGGAAGCUACACCAACAAGCAAUGAGCUGCGAGCAAGCGUCCGUUGCGGUUGGAGCGAACGGCCACCAAGAGACGCUCCUUACAGCACUGGUGAAGGUUUGCGCGGACAUUCGCUCCCAGCUCGCGAAGGAUGGUCUCGAUUUUCUUGGCUGGUUUGGAGAAUUCGUCCUAGGCCCCGCGCUAGAGGCGGCCAUCAACGAGUUGGAAACCUCAAUGCGCGGUGCGUCGAUGAUCGAUCCCGGACGAAGCCAGCCAAAACAGGCUCUCAAGAGAGAGCUUGCUGCCCUAAAACAACAACGGCUACAAGAGCAGAUCAAUGAUACGUGCGGACUGCGAUCCGGGUCCACAUGGAGACGACCUGCAGCGUGCGAGCCCGGCACAGCCCCUGUGCGUUCCUCCGACAGCGAAUCCUUCAUUUGCCUCCAGGCGCAGCAACUCGUAUCGAUCAGCAACCCAGCCAGCGGCGAGAUGGAUGCGGCAAGAGCAGUCUUCGGAGACGAUCCAGUCGCAGCGGCAUCGAAGCGAGAAAGCGCAGUGACGCAUCAGCUGAACGCAUCCGCGAGCGCAUCGAGACGGCGGGCUCCCGUUGAAAUCGCGCUCUACCUUUUUCGCUUCGCUAUUUUUCCGGUAUUGAUACGCACAAAAAAAGUCUUUUAUGAUGCUGCAGACGCGUGCGCCCAUCGACUGCUGCAAGUACUGCGCGACGCUGCGUCGCAUCCGUCUUUCUUAUUCCCCGUGCUUCAAUUCCUGUUGAAAGCAUGUGCUGGUGCUGAACAGCAUCCUGUGCUUCGGGAGCGUUGUGGCAUGUAUGCCUGUCUCGUACUACAGGUCGGUACAAAAUCCGAGUCGGCCGUUGCGCUUCCCCGAGCCGCACAAACGACUGUGCUCCGACAAGAUGCGUCCUCCUUGUGGAGCGAUGCCGCCAUUCGCUCGGAAAUCGAAUCUUGCAUUCGUUUGGCGAUCAGAGACUCGCAGGCUAAGGUGCGCUUCAUUGCCCGUCAGCUGUUUGGGGCGCUCCGAGCAUACGCUGCAGAGGACGCCAAUUCCAUGGUAGAGAGACUACCCCCCGAAGAUCGUCGCAGACUUGUGGAAAACACGGGUGAAUUGGCUCAUUCGGAGAAAAGCAGCGGACCUGGUCCGCGAGCCAGCUCAUGUACGGAUCGGUUUAGACCUUGGCGCCAGUUUGAUGACAGCGCCGCGAGAAAGCUCGCAUUGCACGCAAACCUGGCAGUGGAAGCGCAGAUGGGGGCUUUACGCGUCGACAGUCCCCGGUCAAAAAGCCCCUCGUCUCCAUGA